GCUGUGGGUAUGGUUUAAGAUUGUAAUACUUUAGCAUACUUCCCAUUCUUAUCAUAUCAACAACAUAACUGUAGGGAGCAUGUUGUAUUGCAGUAGUUGAACUGUGUGUACUUAAGUUCAACAGCAUUGCUCUUACAUAGUAUUGUAUAAGCAUGUAUGUGCUAUGUGUACUUUAAACCAGGAAUAUGAAUGUGAUCAGGAAACUAUUUCCCAGUUGUUCCCUUUGAAACAAAGCCCUGCUGCAGCUUAACGUUUUAUUUUCCGUCAUCCCAUUUGUGAUGCUGGAGGCAUACAUAAGAGAGUGAAGCACAUGUUCAGCCAAACAGUAUUUUCGUUGUGAAAGCUAGAGAAAGUUUGUAGUGACCACAGGGCAUAUCAGAUAAUAAGGAUUCGGGCAAUAGUAGUGAUACAAGAUGCUUUCAAGUGACACCCAAGAGCUCUUUUUUUUAAUCUAUAUCCUUUUUUAAAUUAUAUGCAGCCCGGUGGGAAAAUAACUUCACCCCAGAUUUAAUGUCGGUUUGUAUGUUUGACGGAUGUGUGUUUGGAGGUGAUAGUAGUAUUAACCAUUAUAUGGCAAAAUGGAUGUUUAAGAAAACGAGAAUCUCAUACUAGGAUGACGGGAUGUAGAUUUCCCCAUGUUGCUGCUGUACAGUGAAUGCAGCAUAUCCUUGUUGGGGAAGUAGGAGACGCAUGAGACGACUUCCUGCAACUUUUCUGUUCCCUUCACCCAAUCCACUAACCCUGACUUCAACAAGAAUUGAAAUAAACACGGUGAGUCUUGUUUAAUAACCCCGUUUAUUUCAUCGACAGCAAAUAAAAUAAAAUCCGUGGUAGCUUUUUGAUGCUAGCCCUGAUGCUAUCUGCUGUUAGCUAAUAAAAGGAAUUAAAGUCUUUACGUUGAACGGGCUGAGCCAUGGCCAGUUUUCAGAUCCGGAAGUAUCGGGACGAGGACUCAGAGGCGGUGAGGGACACCUUCACCAUGGGGAUGAGCGAGCAUGUGCCCUCCUCCUUCAUGCACAUGCUGAAACAGCCACCGACCCAAAUGGUGCUCAUGUGCCUGUUCUGCGCCCUCAUCACCAGCUCCAAGUCCUUCCUGUUACCCAUCCUGGCCGUCACCCUGGUCCUGGCUGGGGCUCGGCAGUUGGUCGUCUACAUGUUCAAUAAAUACAUCGACACCUCACUCAGUAAGGACCUCAAUAACAUCAGCGAAACCUACCUGAAGCAGAAAGACUCGUGUUUUUGGGUGGCUGAAGUCGAUGGAGUGGUGGUCGGCACGGUGGCUUGCCUUCCUGCUGAGAAAGCGCCUGCGUGUUUGGAGUUGAAACGCAUGUCUGUACGCCGCAGUCACCGCAGGAUGGGCAUCGCUAAGGCUCUGUGUCGGACAGUCGCUGAAUUUACUCGUGAACGAGGUUUUGCAGCCGUUUUGCUGGUCACCUCUGUGGUGCAGACAGACGCUCAGAAGCUGUAUGAGGACAUGGGUUACAAGAAGAUACGAGAGUUUGUUGUUCCUGAGCUUCCUGCCAAAAUCAUGAACUUCACUCUGAUGGAGUACAGACUGGAUUUACAGAGAGAGGGGAAAAGUGAAUGAGUUGUUUAUUAAAUUAGACAAAGACUAUAACAUUUUAGGGUUAAGGAACCGUCCAUUUAUCCAGUUGCAAUACUUACAUUUUGCCAGCAUUCAUUGGCCAUAAAGGGACAGUCAUGAUUGUUUAAAGUUGGGUUGUAGGAAGUACAGUAUAGCCCUUGUGAACUUGUAACUGAAGAUGUUAUAUCAUUGUAUGCUUUUCCCAAAGCCACCAGACUUUAUUUAAAAAUCAAACAUGUUACUGUUACAUUUCAGUUGUUGUCAAUAGAGCCUGGUUGAAAGACUCCAGAUCACUGAUUCGGUUCUCCGUCUAAAAGCAUGAUAAAGCAAUGGGAAUAUUUUAAAUCAAGCAAAACAAAUAUUUCAACUUAAUUGCUAGGAAACCAGGCUGGCACCAAACUAUCCCUUUAGAUCGAUAAACCACAGGCAACAGUAUCCACAUAAAGAACAGUUUAACAUACACAGGUUAAUAACAUGUUAGUAUUUUGAAUAAGCUACUUGAAAGUAAUUGUAUUAUUUAAUUUUCUAAAUGAUUUAUUUUUACAUGAUACUUAUAGAAUAAACUAAUGGAUAAACAUA
Gymnodraco acuticeps is the source of this 2164-nucleotide messenger RNA. Its product is annotated as probable N-acetyltransferase camello. The record is from RefSeq and is a predicted model, not a curated record. Lineage: Eukaryota; Metazoa; Chordata; Actinopteri; Perciformes; Bathydraconidae. The coding region runs from base 914 to 1588 and encodes 224 amino acids. Gene Ontology annotation, molecular function: N-acetyltransferase activity. The transcript has 2 exons.